Carica papaya (papaya) is the source of this 1883-nucleotide messenger RNA. The record is from RefSeq and is a predicted model, not a curated record. NCBI's taxonomy places the organism in Eukaryota, Viridiplantae, Streptophyta, Magnoliopsida, Brassicales, Caricaceae.
AUUUUUUUCGUUGGUGGACUCUUCUUUCUCUCUCUCUCUAUCUCUCUCUUCUGCUCGCGAUCUUCACGGUUUAGGCCUUUUGUUUCCUCUUCUUUUCCUUUCUUUCUCGAUCAAGUUAGGGUUUCGAGUUCUGCAGCUGCGAAUAAGAGGUUCUUCUCCGUUUCAACAUCUGGAAUCUCGUGCUCGCUCACUUUAUUUUAACCUUCUUGUUCGGCUGACACGGGAAACAAAACCUAGAUUUGCUGCUUGUUUUUAGGUCUUACAGAUCUAGCCUUCUCUUCCUCUUCCUCUGUACUAAGCUUGAAGAAAAUCUCGUCUCUUCCGUUUUCUUCUCCAUCAUGUUUUGGAAGCUCACAGCUCUCUCCACCUCAUCGCCUGUGGAAUCAGUAUUGGACAAAGAAAAUUUUACAUUGGAAGAGCUUCUGGAUGAGGAAGAAAUAAUCCAAGAAUGCAAAGCUUUAAACAGUCGACUCAUUAAUUUUCUAAGAGAUAGAGCCCAAGUGGAGCAGUUAAUACGGUAUAUUGUUGAAGAACCCCCGGAGGACGCUGACAGCAAACGAGCAUUCAAGUUCCCAUUCAUCUCCUGUGAGAUAUUUACAUGUGAAAUUGAUGUUAUUCUUAAGACUUUGGUUGAAGAGGAAGAGUUAAUGAACUUACUUUUCUCAUUCUUGGAACCAAAUCGUCCUCAUAGUGCAUUGCUGGCUGGAUAUUUUAGCAAGGUGGUCGUGUGCCUCAUGAUACGAAAGACAAUCCCACUCAUGAACUAUGUACAAGUCCAUCAGGAUGUUUUUCGCCAACUUGUCGAUUUGAUAGGAAUUACAUCAAUCAUGGAGGUUUUGGUUCGUCUAGUUGGCGCUGAUGAUCAUGUCUAUCCCAACUUUAUGGAUGUGAUGCAGUGGUUGGCUAAUAGUGAUUUGCUUGAAAUGGUUGUGGAUAAAUUGAAUCCUUAUGGUCCUCCUGAAGUUCAUGCAAAUGCUGCGGAAACACUAUGUGCAAUUACUCGAAAUGCCCCAUCAGCCCUAGCCACUAAACUCUCUAGUCCUAGCUUUGUUACAAGGAUAUUUCUUCAUGCUCUGGAAGACUCACAUUCAAAAUCUGGACUUGUUCAUGCGCUGUCAGUGUGUAUAUCUUUGUUGGAUCCAAAAAGAUCUGCAGUUUCUUCUCCCUUGAUGCAUUCUUUUCGAAGUCAACACAUGUUUGAGUCUCCUAUCCCCGUGAACCAGGAGACUAUUAGUGCCAUGCUGCCUAAGCUUCCUGACCUGCUCAGGGUUUUAAAUGUGUCAUCUGAUGACAAGUUGUUGCCUACAACUUAUGGAGAAUUAAGGCCACCUCUUGGAAAGCAUAGAUUAAAGAUUGUGGAGUUCAUUGCAGUUCUGUUGAGAACUCACAAUGAAGCUGCUGAAAGAGAAUUAGUUUCUUCAGGGACCAUUCAGAGAGUCCUUGAUCUUUUCUUUGAGUACCCCUACAAUAAUGCAUUGCAUCAUCAUGUGGAGAGUAUAAUAAUAUCAUGUUUGGAAACCAAAAAUGAUACAAUGGUUGAUCACCUUCUUCGAGAGUCUAAUUUGAUUGGAAAACUUCUUCAAACCGAUAAACAUCCAACUAUUUCUGGUGAUAAUCAGCCAACUUUACCUGCUGCUGGGAAGCGGGCUCCAAGGGCAGGAAACAUUGGACAUAUUACUAGAAUUUCUAAUAAACUUGUUCAGUUGGCAAGUGGUAAUAGCCGAAUCCAAGCAUGUCUUCAGGAAAACAGCGAAUGGAAUGAGUGGCAGUUUAGUGUGUUGCAAGAGCGUAAUGCAGUUGAAAAUGUUUACCGUUGGGCUUGCGGCCGCCCAACAGCAUUGCAAGAUAGGACAAGGGAUAGUGAUGAGGAUGACCUUCAUGAC